AUGAGCUACGAAGAUAAACUCGUUCAACCUGCCUUGAAGUUCAGGACCUUCUUGGACAGACUUCCAAACAUUUACAAUGUGUACAUUAUUGCAUCUAUUUCCUGUAUUUCAGGUAUGAUGUUCGGUUUUGAUAUUUCAUCUAUGUCUGCUUUUAUAGGUGAAGAUGACUACAAGAACUUUUUCAAUAAUCCAGGCUCAGACAUCCAAGGUUUUAUCACUUCCUGUAUGGCUUUAGGUUCUUUCUUCGGUUCCAUCGUCUCUUCCUUCAUUUCCGAACCAUUUGGUAGAAGAGCAUCCUUGUUGUUGUGUUCAUUCUUCUGGAUGGUCGGUGCUGCUGUACAAUCAUCUUCUCAAAACAGAGCCCAAUUGAUGAUCGGACGUAUCAUCGCUGGUUUCGGUGUUGGUUUUGGUUCUUCUGUUGCUCCAGUUUACGGUUCCGAAUUGGCUCCAAGAAAGAUUAGAGGUUUUGUUGGUGGUAUUUUCCAAUUCUGUGUUACCUUGGGUAUCUUGAUUAUGUUCUACAUUUGUUACGGUUUGCAUUUCAUUAACGGUGUUGGCUCUUUCAGAAUUGCUUGGGGUUUACAAAUUGUCCCAGGUUUGGUUUUAUUUGUCGGUUGUUUCUUUAUUCCAGAAUCCCCAAGAUGGUUAGCCAAACAUGGUUACUGGGAUGAAGCAGAAUUCAUCGUUGCCCAAAUUCAAGCUAAGGGUAAUAGAGAAGACCCAGACGUGUUGAUUGAAAUCUCCGAAAUCAAGGACCAAAUUUUGAUUGAAGAAAACCUCAAGAGUUUCGGUUACGUUGACUUAUUCACCAAGAAGUAUAUCAGAAGAACUUUAACUGCCAUAUUUGCUCAAAUCUGGCAACAAUUGACCGGUAUGAAUGUCAUGAUGUACUAUAUUGUCUACAUUUUCAACAUGGCCGGUUACUCUAACAACGCAAACUUGGUUGCCUCUUCCAUCCAAUACGUCUUGAACACUGCUGCAACUGUUCCAGCUUUGUUUUUAAUGGAUUACAUUGGUAGAAGAAGAUUGUUGAUUGGUGGUGCCAUCAUGAUGAUGAUUUUCCAAUUUGGUGUUGCUGGUAUCUUAGGUAAAUACUCCGUCCCCGUUCCAGGCGGUCUUCCAGGUAACCCAACUGUCACCAUCCAAAUCCCAGAAGAUAACAAGUCAGCUGCUAGAGGUGUUAUUGCUUGUUGUUACUUAUUCGUUGUAUCAUUCGCUCUGAGUUGGGGUGUCGGUAUCUGGGUCUACUGUUCAGAAGUUUGGGGUGACUCUGCUUCCAGACAGAGAGGUGCUGCUGUUUCAACUGCUGCCAACUGGAUUCUUAACUUUGCUAUUGCCAUGUACACUCCAUCUUCCUUCAAGAAUAUCACCUGGAAGACUUACAUCAUCUACGCCGUCUUCUGUCUUGUUAUGGCAAUCCAUGUCUACUUUGGAUUCCCAGAAACCAAGGGCAAGCGUUUGGAAGAAGUCGGACAAAUGUGGGACGAAAAUGUUCCCGCAUGGAGAUCUUCCAGCUGGCAACCAACUGUUCCAUUGUUGUCAGAUGCCGACUUGGCACACAAGAUGGAUGUUUCCCACAAGGAAGAGCAAUCUCCAGAUGCCGAGUCAAGUUCUGAGGAAAAGCCUUAA
Molecule: messenger RNA, 1629 nt
Organism: Scheffersomyces stipitis CBS 6054
Lineage: Eukaryota; Fungi; Ascomycota; Pichiomycetes; Serinales; Debaryomycetaceae
Gene: HGT2
Product: sugar porter family MFS transporter
Exons: 1
Coding region: 1-1629 (542 amino acids)
Biological process (GO): transmembrane transport; carbohydrate transport
Cellular component (GO): membrane
Molecular function (GO): carbohydrate:proton symporter activity
Source: RefSeq, a predicted model, not a curated record